AUGGAUGUCAUUGCUGGUCUUUCUCGGUCUCAAAAUCAAUUUGAUUCAAUUUGGGUCAUCGUGAAUAGAAUGACGAAGUUUGCUUACUUCUUACCAGUGCAGACAAACUUCUCGGUUGAGGACUAUGCGAGGUUGUAUCUUUAUGAGAUUGUAAAGCUAUAUGGGAUGAAUGGACAAGCACAGAGGACUAUUAAAAUAUUGGAUGACAUGCUUCAGGCAUAUGUGAUUGAUUAUGGUGGCAGUUGGGCUGAGCAUUUAUCUUUGAUAGAGUUUGCUUACAACAAUAGCUAUCAUUCUAGCAUUCGGAUGGCCCUUUUUAAGUCAUUGUAUGGUAGGAGGUAUAGAUCUCCUAUUGGUUUAUUUGAGCUUGGUGAAAUGGAUAUGUUCGGUCUGGAUUUGGUUUACCAGGCUGUGGAAAAGGUGAAGGUAAAGUUAAGUCCCCGGUUUGUUGGUCCUUAUACAGUUUUGCAAAGGGUUGGUAAUAUGGCUUAUGAGCUGGUGUUGCCUCCUAGUUUGAACUUAAUUCACCCGAUAUUUUAUGUCUCUAUGAUGAUGAAGUGCGUUGGUGAUCCUUCUCCGGUUGUUUCUUUAGAGGGAUCGGGUAUCUAG
This is a messenger RNA of Capsicum annuum, 609 nucleotides long. RefSeq lists its product as uncharacterized. Bases 1 to 609 code for a protein of 202 amino acids. The transcript is spliced from 3 exons. The record is from RefSeq and is a predicted model, not a curated record. Lineage: Eukaryota; Viridiplantae; Streptophyta; Magnoliopsida; Solanales; Solanaceae. Gene Ontology annotation, molecular function: nucleic acid binding.